CUUUUGGAGUUCCUGAUUCAGUCUGAAGUUAAUGUAGCUGUUCUACUUUUUGCUUUGCUGUUUCAAUUAUUUUCAAUCUCCUUCUUUGAAAGAAAACAUGAGGUGUGAACUUGUCUAUCAACUGAAAUUAACUAUUUGGAUAUGCUUAUCUUAUCAGAUAACUCUUAUUACAUCAGCUGGUAUAUCCAAUAUGGGUCGGACGUUUGUUUUGUCGCUUCCUAAGCUGAAGAGUUCAUCACUUGUCCUGGUAUUUAGUACAUUUGAAGCUGAGAAGCACAUUGUGUCAGUGACGUCAUCCUUGCAACCAAGCAGCUUCGAUGUUAAAGUUUCUACAGAGACAACGAGGCCUGGCGUGCUGCGACUAGAUCCUGACAGGCUAAACUUUUAUGAACGCACUACUGUUGGCGCUCGAGAGGUGAAUUCUGGGUUCUACCGCCUCACCUGCUUUGUGGCGUCCGGGAGCUUCAACUUCAGCACGAACGUCUACAUCUAUCAGAAUGAAACCUACCAACGUCUUUUUGCCUUGGGGGGCUUCAUGGCUCUGCCGAUCGAAUCAUGGGGGACAGAAUACCACAUCUUUACCUUGGCAUCUUACUCCUUUCUGCUGAUCAUUGCCAACGUGAACACCACAGUACAUGUAUCUCUUUGUGCCAAUGUUUUGGGCCAAACAAGCCAAAGUAUGUCUCGAAAUAAUUGUCAAACUUCAUCGCAUCGACUGAAAAGGUAUCAAACCUUGGCACUAAUGGAAUGUACAGAGACGACCUCCAACAAUACAAUGUCUUACACAGGCAGUGUUGUCAAGGGUGAUAAUCCCAUAGGUGCAUUAUCUGGAAACUGUGUCUCUGAUCAGGAUGAAUUAAGUUGUACAAGGAAAGAAAAUAUAAUGGACAUUUCUAUUGAUAUGUUACUACCCAUAUAUAUGUACGGGCAAGAGUUUUUUACAAUUUUUGCUCCCUGGCAAGCCUCCCCGUCGGAAGAGCGGCUCGUGGUGGUCACGUCCCAGAAUCAGACCUAUGUCUACGUCACGUUCGCAGAGGCGUCUCGUCAAAGAUAUCAGCUGACACAGGCUCACCAAAUUCACUACAUAGAUGUGCACAUGAAUAACUCGAUACGUAACGGGUUGAUCCUCAGUGACAAGCCGAUACACGUCAUGUAUUUUACAUCUCGGUGUAAAGAAGGGCCGCAUUUGAGCUCCGGUCAAUCAAUGGGUAUGCUGCUGCCCGUUCACCUGUUUUACAACAUGUACACCUUAUCAUUCAACUGGGACACUGGCAUAUAUCACUUUGUCGUCAUCGUCAUGUUACAAGAGAAAGAUUUUUACAAUCUAACUUGGUACGGCAUGCCCGGCCAACUGAAGAUCUUAGGCACAAGUAAAGUGAUUGGAAGAAAAGAGGCGGCCACCUUCUACACGAAGCUGGAGGAGGUCAACGAGACGUCCAUCACGUCCAGCGCCAAUUUCGGCUGCUACUACUAUGGGGUCAGCAGCCUGGGCUCUUACUUCCACGCCGCAGGGUUCCUGUACGACACGGACAAGACGCUGGACUGUAAGGCAUCCGCCCCACAAGAUGGAGACUGUGUUGAUAAUGACUGCGAUGGCACGAAGGAUGAAGAAGUGCCAAAUAAAAUUGACGAUGACGGCGAUGGACUUGUGGACGAGGAUACCUUCUUUGUCAGGAGUCACAUUCGAUUUUCUCCCGUGGCGAAUCAGACAGUCACAAUGAACCGCAACAAAGGGACUCUCGCUGCGGGGAAGACCUCCCCGAAACCAGAGGAGGUGCCGGCUGUCAGAGCGGGCACGCCUUCGUUUUGGUACGUGGUGAUGCUGAUCAUGUUCAUCGCCAUGGGACUCGCAGCCUUGACCUCCAUGUUUAUUGGGAAACCACCAAGUGUGACGCCCAUGACUCGUUUACCCCGAAAGGACGUCGAGUACAUGAUCCCGGAGGUUGUUCUCUUGGAUGAGACUUUCAUCAUGGCCAGACGGAAGCGCUCUGGUACCAGCGUGGAUGAAAAGGACCACUAUAUCCAUUACGUGAAAAUGCAGCCGAAGCGGCCAGAAGCCAAGACCAAGGGCAAAGCCAAACUCCAGUCCGUGUUGACGACGGUGGGUUUAUCCUUGGAGACUUCCGCGGCUUCUGGGAACAAAAGUUCCGAAAUCAUCAGCCAACACAGCGAGCGUUGAGCAAAGACAAUACGACUAAACUAAUCUCUGAUCUAUCUUUCGAACACUUAAACACGAUUUAGUAUUAGUGAUUGCUUAAAUUAUUUAUCCCCUCCAAUUAAAAAUUUCUGAUGCGGAUAAUUUUACAAAAAAACAAAAACAUAAACUAUCGUAGAAUCAUAGUUUUUUUGUUUGUUCUCUUAAAGUAGAAAAAAUUGUUGGCGUAUGUAAAUAAAUAAAUAAAUUUUAGCUUUUAUAUAGCGCUACUUUCAUGCUUAUAGAAUGCUCAGAGCGCUAUAUGUGGACAAGAAUGGGGGUAUAUAUGAAAAGGUUUUCCGUGCUGCCUUUAGGCGCUCAGUAAACACAACUCUGCUCGAGUCGGGUGUCGAACCUCAUAGGUAGCCAAGCUAAGCCAUGUUCAAGUGAACUUAACCUCUCGACCACGCUCCCCACUACGGAUAUAGAUAUGGAUAUAUUUCCUAUUUCACUGAUUGCUAUCAAAACAGCCUAAGUUAUUGUUCAUUUUUUUUAAAUUUUCGUAAAAAUCAGAAAUAAAG
This is a messenger RNA of Biomphalaria glabrata, 2715 nucleotides long. RefSeq lists its product as uncharacterized. Lineage: Eukaryota; Metazoa; Mollusca; Gastropoda; Planorbidae. The transcript is spliced from 17 exons. The record is from RefSeq and is a predicted model, not a curated record. The coding region runs from base 98 to 2179 and encodes 693 amino acids.